This is a messenger RNA of Rhizophagus irregularis DAOM 181602=DAOM 197198, 632 nucleotides long. RefSeq lists its product as uncharacterized. The record is from RefSeq and is a predicted model, not a curated record. NCBI's taxonomy places the organism in Eukaryota, Fungi, Glomeromycota, Glomeromycetes, Glomerales, Glomeraceae.
AUGAGUCGAAUUUUUAUUUUGGCAUUCGUUUUAUUUGCUACGCUUUUUGCGGUCAAUGCAGCACCACUUGCACUUGAAAAAAGGGAAAUUCUAUUUCUCCCAUGUCCCGGUUUGCCACCAGAUGUAGUAGGACUCGAUGUAACAGUGACACCUGUUCCUAUCGUUGCUGGAACAGAAGAAACGUUUGUCAUUAAAGGAACAAUGAAAAAAGACAUUGUCACUGGAGAUUUUCUUGGUAUUGCAUUCAUCGAUAUUAACGCGAAAAAACCAAUAGGAGAUCCCCUUGUUGUGGAUAUUUGUUCAUUACCUGGAGUUACUUGCCCAAUUAAAGCCGGAACUGCAUUUUCUACAACGCAGAAAUACACUGCACCAAAAGAAUUGCCUACAUCAUACGCUAUUGGAAUUGGAAUUGGACAUGGACAACCACCUAAUGUUGAACCAAUAGCCUGUGCAUUUACUCUUGUUGGUAUUGAUAGUGGAUCUGCAGAUUUUGAAGUUUGGGAUUUUUUAUAAAUGCUUUAUGUACUUAUUUUACAUGAAUCUUUAAUUAAUAAUAAGUAAAUUAAUUAGUUAAUUAAUUAACAAUAAUUUUAUUUUUAUUUUAUUUUAAAUUUUUUUUAAAUAAAUAAAUU